AUGCAGGCAGCCCAGGAGAACCAGGCCAGAAAGGCAGCCAAGGCGGACAACAAGAAUGGAGACCCCUUGGUUCUCAAGUCCAAGAUCCUGGCGGCGAUAUCAGACCCAGCAUCACCGUCUACAUCGAUAUUCAUUGCCGAGUCAGCCGGCUUCGUACGUCGCGUGAGCCUCGAUGUGAUGACGACGUACCGCGGCCCAAACGCCCCCGUGACGUGUGUGGCGGUAAGCAGCGACGGCAAGACUCUCUACGCCGGCUCGUGGGACAAGGACAUAUGGACGUGGGACGUGGCGACGGCGACGGCGGGCCCCAAGCUCAGCGGGCACGACGACUUUGUCAAGACGGUCGUGUGCGCGCGCCUGGGCGGCAAGGACGUCCUGCUAAGCGGCGGCGCAGACAAGAAGAUUAUCGUGUGGAACGCCCAGACCGGGCGACGGCUGCACACCCUGCAGGACCCGACGACAAGCAUGAUGGCCGUGCAGCACCUGGCCGUCGACCCCGUACUGAGCACUGAGUCAGAGCUGGUGUUUGCCAGCGCCGGCAGCGACAAGCACAUCCGGCGAUGGAGGGUGACGAGCGCAGGAGGGUACGAGCAGCUGCCCGAGGCGUUCAGCGACAGGCCGGAGACGGAGCGUCUUACCAUCGAGGAGCACGAGACGAGUGUCUACAAGCUCCUGUACGAUGUUUCCAGCGCCGAGGACGGCGAGGACGGCGUGGACCUCUGGACGGCCAGCGCUGACGGCACGGCCAAGUGCCUCUCCCGCUCGAGGGGUUUCGUGGCCGACGACGUCUACGAGCACGGCGACUACGUGCGCGGCGUGAUCGUCACGGACAACUGGGUCGUCACGGCGGGGCGUAGCGAGGACGUCAAGGUGUGGGAUCGGUCGUCUGGAAAGCUGUACUGUACCCUCGAGGGGCAUUUCGAGGAGGUGACGGACCUGGUGCUUCUGCCUGCCGGUGCGCACUCCCCCAUGCGUGUGUGCAGCGUCGCCAUCGAUGGUACGAUUCGUACCUGGCCGCUUGCCAGGAAGGACCUUGACCGCGUCGUCGAGGACAUGCGUGUCGCCGCUACCAAGCCCAAGGAUGAGGGUGCGGCGGCUGGCGAGGGCCUGUUGACGGCCGAGGAGGAGGCCGAGCUGGCCGAGCUCAUGGAUGACUAG
Messenger RNA from Geosmithia morbida, 1158 nucleotides. RefSeq names its product WD40 repeat. Gene Ontology annotation, molecular function: protein binding. Gene Ontology annotation, biological process: negative regulation of transcription by RNA polymerase II. Lineage: Eukaryota; Fungi; Ascomycota; Sordariomycetes; Hypocreales; Bionectriaceae. The transcript is spliced from 3 exons. The coding region runs from base 1 to 1158 and encodes 385 amino acids. Gene Ontology annotation, cellular component: transcription repressor complex; nucleus. The record is from RefSeq and is a predicted model, not a curated record.